Messenger RNA from Hemicordylus capensis (graceful crag lizard), 4087 nucleotides. RefSeq names its product connector enhancer of kinase suppressor of ras 2-like. Gene Ontology annotation, biological process: regulation of signal transduction. Gene Ontology annotation, cellular component: membrane; cytoplasm. The transcript is spliced from 25 exons. Gene Ontology annotation, molecular function: protein binding. Lineage: Eukaryota; Metazoa; Chordata; Lepidosauria; Squamata; Cordylidae. The record is from RefSeq and is a predicted model, not a curated record. The coding region runs from base 853 to 4065 and encodes 1070 amino acids.
GCUCCUUGGAGGAAGAGUGGGAUAUAAAUACAAAUAAAUAAAUGUUUUGCUUGCUUAUUGCAGAUGGGUACAGGCUUACUAUUGAAACAGGAGAGAGAAAGAGAAGGGAGAUACUCUAUUUCAGUAGUACCCUUUUGAGAUAAGCAAGCAAAACGUGUAUUUAUUUUUUGUCACUGCCGCUCUACACAUUGUUGUGUGCUAGUAUUUUAUUAUGUUUUAAACUUUAAUAUACUGGUAUUUUAAUACUGAAAUUUAAUAUUUGUAUUAUUUGAAUUAUUUAGAAUAUUUGUCCUGCUUUAAAUAUAUUCUCAAUGGCCUUGGGAUUGUUUUGCUGAAAGGCGGUAUACAAAUCUGACAAUAAAUAAAUAGAUAAAUAGAUAGGGAUAAAUUUAGGGGUACAUUGAAUGAAAACUGGUUAUUUAGGGCAUCCUUCAAGGGUUGGUUUCACUGAAAGAGACUGCAAAGACUCUUCGCAGAGACAGCUGGCAAUUUUCUCGAGGCUUUUUCUCCUCAGGGCUCACCGCCAGAUUUCCCGCCAAAAACCAACCGCCCAAAUCAACGGUCUCCCCCCACCCCAAACACCCCUGCAGAUUCUUUCUGUAAGAGGGACUCCUCUGCUGAUUGGCAGCUCUUCAAGCCCAACAGAACCCUUUUACUACUAAUAAUAUUUACUACUAAUAUUUAGCUGGAGUCAAGACCUACUGAAUGUGGAACCAGGUCAUAUCAUAAGACUUUAUACAGUCAGAGACCAUCAUAAAAUCAUACGUUAAAUGAAGGACCAUAGACGGCACAAGGAAGCACACAAUGCUAUUGGAACAGGUCACCUGAAAGGAAACUAGAAGGUAAUUCUACAUGCAUGACUGCAGAGACACAAGAACUAUGUCAGUGGAGAGCCAACACAACAGAAGAGUGAAUCAACACAACUCACGAGGUCUUGAUGACUGCCUGCAACAAUACAUAAAAAACUUUGAGAGAGAAAAGAUCAAUGGAGAGCAACUGCUACACAUCACUCAUCAGGAGCUUGAGGAGCUGGGAGUCACUCGGAUUGGCCACCAAGAACUCAUCCUGGAAGCAGUGGACCUGCUCUGUGCUCUAAAUUAUGGCCUGGAGACCGAAAACCUGAGGACUCUUUCCCACAAGCUGAACGCGUCAGCCAAAAAUCUUCAGAACUUCAUAACGGGUAGAAGGAGGAGUGGCCAUUAUGAUGGGAGAGCGUCCCGGAGACUGCCAAAUGAUUUUCUUACCUCUGUUGUUGACCUGAUUGGUGCUGCCAAGAACUUGCUUGCCUGGCUGGACAGGUCUCCAUUUGUCAGUGUGACAGAAUACUCACUGCUGAAGAAUAACAUUGUUCAACUGUGCCUGGAACUAACAACCAUCGUGCAACAGGAUUGCACAGUAUAUGAAGCUGAAAAUAAAAUUCUUCAUGUGUGUAAAACGCUCUCUGGAAUCUGUGACCACAUCAUCUCUCUCUCAUCCGACUCUUUGGUGUCUCAAUCAGCUCACCUUGAAGUUGUUCACCUUACCAGCAUCAUGCCCAGUGAAGGUUUGGGGAUGUAUAUCAAGUCAACAUAUGAUGGGCUGCAUGUGAUUACUGGAACAACUGAAAACUCUCCAGCAGACCAGUGCAAGAAAAUCCAUGCUGGGGAUGAAGUGAUCCAGGUCAAUCACCAAACUGUGGUUGGCUGGCAGCUAAAGAACUUGGUAAAUGCAUUGCGUGAAGACCCCAAUGGAGUGAUCUUAACCUUAAAGAAACGGCCACAAAACACCCUGGUCUCUGCUCCUGCCCUUUUGAAGAACGUGAGGUGGAAACCUCUUGCCCUGCAGCCUAUGAUUCCAACCAGCCCAACAAGCAACUCCACGACUCCAACCAGCACGAUGGGACUGAGCUCCAAAAUGGACAGCUCAACUCUCCAAGAUGUUUUCAUCCUCUCCCCUAUGUCAGGACUCUACGGCCCAAGAGAUGAAAUUGGAAUCAUGCCGUGUGAUGACAUCAGCAAAUAUGGCGUCGGAAAGCCCGGGAUGAAGGGUUCUGAGUCUCCCAGCUACUUCUUGGAGCAUGAAAGUGGAAAAUAUUACACCUUAAUUGAAGGCGAGGGCCAUCCCGCCAGCUCUGAAUUUGAAAGGGGGAGAGCAACAGGGGUGCGGCGAAGAGAAAAGACCCCCACACAUGGUGAUCUGAGACCAGUUUCUAUGCCCACAGAAUACAGCUGGAUAGGAGAAUCAAAAGAGCCAAAUAUGUACAAGAGGGGCAGCCGAGAUUCGGAGAACUCACUCCUACGAUACCUGAGCGAUGACAAAAUCUUGGUGAUCCAGGAAGAGCCUUUGACUCAGAAGGACAACAAGAGAGAUACAGGCCGCCGGUCAAGGAAAAAGGGCAAGAGCAGUGGAAGUCCCAAUUAUCCUAUCAGCCCCUCCCUGCUGACCUCCUCUGUUAGUGUACGGCUCGAACCCGGACAGCAAGAUGUCUUGAACUUCUCCUUAGCUGAGAGCAACACAGUUCCACUUUAUCAUAGAGCAGGAGACACAGGCGGAGGAGAUUCUGAAAGGUAUGUGAGUUCUGCCAUUGAACGACCAGGAGGCUCAUCCAUGAGGAAGACUUUUCACUACGCUUCCCUGCGGGUAAAAAGCAAAAAAUGGCCCAAAGGAGGUUCACUGAACAACAGCAGCAGGAGACGGAUCUCCUGCAAAGACCUGGGGCAUGGAGACUGUGAGGGCUGGCUGUGGAAGAAAAAAGAUGCCAAAGGCUACUUCACCCAGAAGUGGAAAAAAUAUUGGUUCGUCCUGAAGGACUCUUCGCUGUAUUGGUACACUAACCAGAACGAUGAAAAAGCAGAAGGAUUCAUCAGUUUGCCAGAGUUCAGGAUAGACAGAGCCAUUGAAUGCAGGAGGAAACAUGCUUUCAAAGCUUGCCAUCCCAAAAUUAAGAGCUUUUAUUUUGCAACUGACUGCCUGGAAGAAAUGAAUAGAUGGAUGAACCGUCUCGGCCUCGCAGCCAUUGGUUAUACACCUGAUGAAAAGGAUAUCCGGCCAGAUGAAGCAGAUUACUGGAGUGAAAGUGACCAGGAAGACAUUGAUGGCUCCUUAACACUGAAGCAAGAGGGACCCAUAACACUUUGUGAUACUUACCACCGAACACCCUCGAUGAAUUCUUCAAGUCCAUUCCCUGAGCCUAAACACGGCCGACACUUCUCCAGCGAAUCAACUUAUUCACAUUCUUCUGCGGAGGAUUCCCGGCAGGAUCCAUCAGGGAGUAAUCAUUCAUCAGGCUGCAGACCUCCCUACAGAGAAAGACGUUCAUGGCAGGAUCUCAUAGAGACCCCACUGACCAGUUCAGGGCUCCAUUUUCUCCAGACUGUUCCCCCUGACCCUGAAUAUGUGAGCGGCCGACUCAGCAUGUCACCAGAGAGGAGGCGGCAAGCCACACUACCAGUCCAAAGACGACACAACCACGAACAAGAUGGCCCCUUCCCAUUGGUGGAAUGCCACCGAGGUCACAGCUCGCAUGCCAAGCCACAGAAGCAGCGCAGUCAAAGCCUUCCACGAAACAGAGACGUCAGAAUCAAAGGCCGUGCGAAGCCCACUGGGAUAACAGAAGAAAAAUCUGAAGAAAAGCUGCCCAUUAAAAAGCAAAGUAGUUUAUGUGAAGAAGAAAUCACAGAAGAACCAAGGGAAAGUACAGACGGUUUGCAUCAGUUGUACAAAUCUCUGGAGCAAGCUAGUUUGUCAGCAUUUGGAGAACAACGUCCUUCUACCAAGCAGGAAUUUCGGAGGUCCUUUGUAAAGAGAUGCAAUGACCCUGUUAUCAAUGAAAAGCUUCAUCACAUCCGAGUUCUCAAAAGUACCUUAAAAGCAAAAGAAGGAGAUCUCGCAGUUAUCAACAACCUGCUGCAUGAUCCCAGCUUGACAUCCAAGAAAUUCAAAGAGUGGAAAAUAAAGAACUAUGAAUUUUUCCUGGACAUUUGUGAGUACGGCGCAGCUCUGAAAACCCAAAAUGGAGCCUCUGAACUUACAGCCCCACCUCCCCUGCUGACACACACGCAUUCCUUCAUCGAAACGCACGUCUGACAGGAUGUAGCACUGGGAAUAC